This is a messenger RNA of Tyto alba (common barn owl), 5653 nucleotides long. RefSeq names its product calcium voltage-gated channel auxiliary subunit alpha2delta 4 (gene CACNA2D4). NCBI's taxonomy places the organism in Eukaryota, Metazoa, Chordata, Aves, Strigiformes, Tytonidae. Gene Ontology annotation, molecular function: voltage-gated calcium channel activity. Gene Ontology annotation, cellular component: voltage-gated calcium channel complex. The record is from RefSeq and is a predicted model, not a curated record.
UUACGUAGCUGCUGCUGUUUCCAGUGUGGAGCUCUCUCCCGGCACGGCCCGUCCUCAGCGUGCGGAGGUGCACCACACCCGUGGGUGCCCGCUGGAGAGGGUCCCCAGCAGGUUUUUGGCCACCCACCCUGCACCGGAGACCCCCGACGACGCGCAGCAGCAGGAGCGACGUUCCCAGGGCAGAGGCAGCCGGGGCCACCCUGGGACUUGGCCCCACAGCAGCAGGGCACCCAGCCCAGCAGCAUGGCGGGGGCCACGUGGGACCCCCCCCGGGGCAGCAGGAAGAGCAGGGAACCCCCACAUCCCGCUGGCCGGUCCCCUUGUUGAUGGUUGGCACGUGGAGGAUGAGGCCCUGGGCUGUCCCGUGGAUGAUGCUCUGGCUCUUCUGCCUCCUGUCCUCUGCCAGGGCCCAGACGAAGAUCCCACUGGAGACGGUGAAGUCUUGGGCAGAUGCCUUCGGUGGGGAGCUGUACUCCAUUGUGACUAAGUAUUCAGGCUCUCUCCUGUUGCAGAAGAAGUACAAAGAUGUGGAGCCAACUCUGAAGAUCAAAGAGGUGGAUGGCUUGGAGCUGGUGAAGAAGUUCUCGGAGCAGAUGGAAAGCAUGCUCCUCAGGAAGGUCGAAGCUGUUGAGAGGUUGGUGGAAGCAGCAGAAGAUGCAGAUCUGAACCAUGAGUACAACUCCUCACUGGAGUUUGAUUACUACAACUCUCUCCUGAUUAAUGAGAAGGAUGAAAAUGACAAUUAUGUGGAGCUUGGAGAUGAAUUCAUUUUAGAGCCAAAUGAGCAUUUCAAUAACCUGCUGGUGAACACAACAUACAGUAAUAUCCAGCUCCCCACCAAUGUCUACAACAAAGACCCUGACAUCCUGAAUGGCGUUUACAUGUCAGAAGCCUUGAAUCCUAUUUUUGUGGACAACUUCGAAAGGGAUCCCACGCUGACCUGGCAGUACUUUGGCAGCUCCACUGGAUUCUUCAGGCUCUACCCAGGAAUAAAGUGGUUACCAGAUGAGAAUGGAGUCGUCUCCUUUGACUGUAGGAAUCGUGGCUGGUACAUCCAAGCAGCCACCUCCCCCAAGGACAUUGUCAUCAUUGUGGAUGUCAGUGGGAGCAUGAAGGGCCUGCGGAUGACCAUUGCCAAACACACCAUUGACACCAUUUUAGAUACUCUGGGAGAAAAUGACUUCGUCAACAUCAUUGCAUACAAUGAUUAUGUUCAUUUUAUCGAGCCCUGUUUUAAGGGUAUCCUGGUCCAAGCAGACAGAGAUAACAGAGAGCACUUCAAGCAGCUGGUGGAUGAACUGCAGGCAAAAGGAGUGGGGACUGUGAACAAGGCUUUGGCAGAGUCCUUCAAAAUCCUAAGGGAGUUCAGAGAUGCUGGUCAAGGAGGCUUAUGUAAUCAAGCUAUCAUGCUGAUCACAGACGGAGCAGUGGAAGAUUAUGAAGCUGUGUUUGAAAAAUACAACUGGCCAGAUCGGAAGGUCCGGGUUUUCACUUACCUCAUUGGACGGGAGGUCACUUUUGCCCCCAACGUGAAAUGGAUCGCCUGCAACAACAAAGGCUACUACACUCAGAUCUCCACACUGGCGGACGUUCAGGAGAAUGUGAUGGAAUACCUGCAUGUGCUCAGCCGUCCCAUGGUCAUCAACCAUGACCAUGACAUUAUUUGGACUGAAGCCUACAUGGACAGUGCGCUCUUUGCAUCUCAGGCUCAAAGUCUGUUGCUCAUGACAACAGUGGCUAUGCCAGUCUUCAGCAAAAAGAACGAAACGAGAUCUCAUGGCAUUCUCCUGGGUGUGGUGGGCUCUGAUGUACCACUGAGGGAGUUGUUAAAACUUGCUCCACGGUAUAAGCUGGGUGUCCAUGGGUAUGCCUUUCUGAACACCAACAAUGGCUACAUUCUUUCACACCCAGACCUCCGUCCUUUGUAUAAAGAAGGAAAGAAACUGAAGCCUAAGCCAAACUACAAUAGCGUAGAUCUCUCUGAAGUGGAAUGGGAAGACCAGGAUGAAAUACUGAGAACUGCCAUGAUCAAUGGGGAAACGGGCUACCUCUCUAUGGAUGUGAAAGUCCCUAUGGAUAAAGGGAAACGAGUUCUCUUCCUCACCAAUGAUUAUUUCUUCACGGACAUCAGUGGCACACCCUUCAGCCUGGGUGUUGUGCUGUCCAGGGGACACGGGGAGUACAUUCUGCUGGGGAACACUUCAGUGGAAGAAGGUUUGCACGACCUGCUCCAGCCAGACUUGUUUUUAGCGAAUGAAUGGAUUUACUGCAUCACCGACAUCGAUCCGGACCACCGGAAGCUCAGCCAGCUGGAGGCUGUGAUCCGUUUCCUCACCGGAGAGGAACCUGACCUGGAAUGUGAUGAGGAGUUGGUCCAGGAAUUGCUGUUUGAUGCAGUGGUUACCGCACCCAUGGAGGCCUAUUGGACAACACUAGCCCUCAAUAUGUCCUUGGAAACUGAGGCAGGUGUUGAGAUGGCGUUUCUGGGCACUCGCGCUGGACUCAUAAGGAAUGUCCUAUACGUGGGCUCUGAGAAAAUUUCCAACAGGAAAUUCCUGACACAGAAGGACAAGGAAAGUAUCUUCACCAUGGACCACUUCCCUCUGUGGUACCGCCGGGCAGCCGAGCAUCCCCCCGGGAGCUUCAUCUACAGCAUCGUCUCAGACGAUGAUUCAGAGGGAGGUGGCUUACCAAAAGUGGUGACAGUGAGCACAGCUGUGGCUGUGGCUGUGGAUGGAAAGAUGGGUAUUGCUGCAGCGGUGGGUGUGCAAAUUAAGCUGGAGUUGCUCCAACACAAGUUUUGGAUGGCCACGCAACAGCCCAAUGACAGUGAUUGCAGUGCCUUGGACGGUGCCUGUCCGCUAAGCUGUCAGGAUGAUAUUCUGAAUUGCUUCCUCAUUGAUAACAACGGCUUUAUACUAAUUUCCAAAAGACCUGCAGAGAUUGGAAAAUUUUUUGGUGCAGUGGAUGGCUCAGUAAUGACCCAGCUGCUAAACAUGGGCAUGUUCAGGCGGGUGACCAUGUAUGAUUAUCAAGCAAUGUGCAAACCACCCUACCACCACCACAGCGGUGCCCGGCCUCUGCUCAGUCCAAUUUAUGCCUUUCUAGCUGCAGUGAAAUGGCUGAUAAGUGAUUUCCUCAUCUUCCUUUUGGAGUUUAACAUGAGUAGCUUCUGGCACUCAGACAACUUGGCAGAUGCCAAGGCUGUCUUCCAUCACUCUCACAAGCACAAGAAGCACGACACCUUGCAGCCCUGCGACACCGAGUACCCCGUUUUCGUGUACGAGCCGGCCAUCAAGGAGACCAAUGGGCUGAUCGAGUGUGGAGAUUGCCAAAAGAUGUUUGUGGCGCAGCAGAUCGCCAGCAGUAACCUGCUGCUCCUCGUCACGGACGCUGCCUGCGACUGCAGCUUCUUCCCACCAGUCCUGUUGGAGGUGAAAGAGGUCAAAUAUAACGCUUCGGUGAAGUGCGAACGGAUGCGGUCCCAGAAGCUGAGGCGGCGGCCGGACGCGUGCCACGCGUUUCACCCCGAGGAAAAUGCCCAAGACUGCGGCGGCACUGCCGAGGUCACCCUCUCGCCGCCGCUGCUCCUCCUGCCCCUGGCGCUGCUCCUGCAGGGACGCUGCCUGCAACGCGCCUGACGCCUCAGAGACCCGGGAGGACGGGGCUGCCGCUGGCCGGGGCGGCAGGAGGGGAGGAGAUGGGGGCACGGGCCCUUCUGCGACACCCGCUGCCGCUCCCCGGGGGAGACAAGGCGUUAAUGACGUGGUGCAGCACCUCCUGCCCCACAAAGGUCCGGCGCGGUACCGACAGUGGAAGCUGCUCCUUCCUCAGAAGGUCGGGGCGAAAGGCCUGUGCGAGAACUCAACGGGGGUUUUUCCCGGCCUGCUACUUACCGAGCUGCUCCUCCCGGCCACCAGCUCACCGCCGGGGUGGCCGAGGUCGUUGGCGUGGCUGGCAUUUCACCAUCACCCUGCCACCCACGGAGCCACGGUGGGGUAGAUGGCCCCAGGAGGCGGAGGGCUCGGUGGGGCAGAUCUGGCCUCAGGAGAGCAGAAGGGGCAGGGGACGCUGCUUGUCCCUCAGCGGGAGCCGCCGGGAUUUGGAACACCCAGGUCUGGAGCAGCCCAGGCACAGCCUUGCCAGAACAGGGCCCUUAGUGGUUCCCAGCAGGAAGGCAGCAUCUCCUGGUCCUGGAGGUGGUCCUCAACCGGGACCCCAGGGGCAGGACACGGUGCCUAACCUGAACAGCAUUAACUUAACACGCAACCAGACGACGGGAAGUAGCACGGCUUGACUAGUUACCUGCAGCUAGACCAGCUCUGCCGAGGAGACCCUUCUUACUACUGCUAGCACAGCAUCCAGAUUCUUGUCUCGCUGUGGACUUGCCUCCAGGCAGGGGUUAUGUACGACCCACCAAAAGUGGGGGUACGUUUCCCGCCGCCUGCUAGCUUGCCAGCAGAAGCAGCUAAGAAAUGGGCACUUUGCCCCUCAGAGCAGCGCUGCCCUUGGCUGCCCCUGCCCUGAGCCUGGCGCUCCCAGCUAGUGGUGGGCACGGGCCGUUUCUCACAGAGCUUUACAGACAAUGGGUGGGGGAGCACCUAUUUUUCCUUUUUUUUUUUUUUUUUUUUUUAUGAACUGCUCCAUAACAUCUCGUUAAAAGCAAAUAUACGGCAUAUUUUAACUAGAUACUUUAGCCUCGGCAUGUCAUGUUUGGUGCUAAUCGCAGCCCUGCACUACAUCGCAGAACCCCCCCCUCUCCCCGGUGACCCCACGGGGAGGGGGUGCAGCGGCCCGGCCAUCGGAGAUGUGCCAGGAACACACGGGGAGGCCCAGAAGCGCUGCUGGUCACUGCGCCGCUGCGUUUGCCGGAGGGAAGGGAAGAAGAGCCUCUGGCCGUGCAGCACGCGCUGUGGCCCAGCCCGCUGUACCCCACAGCUCUGUCACCUCUGAGGCGGGGGGGUCCCGGCGCAGGCGGGGUGUGUGCCGGGGGUAGGGAUGCCACGGCCCAUGGCUACAGGUGGAAAGGGGGUCUCGCCCUGAGCACUGCCCUGUCCCCCCGCCCCCAGGCGCCUCACCGAGCCCACCCAGCCACCAUCCUCACACAGAGGCAGGAGCCCUCAAACACCCUCCAGGGUCAGUACGGAUGCUGCUCCUUUUGCCACCAGCAUCACCCGCCGCUGAGGGGACAGUACCGGUCACACCCAGGUCCUGGCGGGGGUAUUUCAGGAUGGUACAGCUCCUGCUGUGAUGGGCUUUGCCUUGCUGGAGGCAGUGUUCCAGCAGAGAGGAGAGGAACGACUGUGGUACUGAAAGUAAAUCUGGUUUUCAGAUGCAGUGACCUUAUCAGAAGCAGCUGAGGAAGAUGAAAGCAGCGCGGAGGGAGAAGGGGCUGCUGUCAAAGCUGAGAAGUCAGGAGCUGCUCGCGGGUGGAGGAACCACACACUCAGGGCAUCCCCCGCCGGCCGGCACAGCUUCCCCAGCUCCUUGGUGCCUGCCCUCCUGGGGCACCACUCUCAGGGGUGACCUCCCUGUCAGAAAGGAUUAGCAGUCCCAUCUCCACUCAGCCUAAAGAUACGUACAUAAAUAGACAUUGCCCUGCUGCACAUGAACCAUGAUUGAUUUCGGGUGCGUUAAUCCACAAUAAACAUGG